Messenger RNA from Meloidogyne enterolobii, 885 nucleotides. Lineage: Eukaryota; Metazoa; Nematoda; Chromadorea; Rhabditida; Meloidogynidae. The record is from the annotation of a GenBank genome assembly.
AUGCUGGUUCGUAAUGCAGUCAUCUUACUUGAGAACGAAAAGGAAAGUUUGCGCAAGGCUAUUCGCAAGUUGAAGCUUGAAAAUGGCCGUAUGAAGCUUAAAAUCAAAACUUUAAAUGAGAAAGUUGGCAAAUUGACAAAUGAAAAGCUUGUUGAUGUUGACGAUGGGCGAGCUCCAGAAUCUGAAUAUGACUAUGACGAUCUUAAUCGAGACUUUUAUUUGAUUGGAGGAAUACACGACCCAUUAAGUCUUCGUUUUGAAGUUACUAUUAGAGACAAGGAGGGUAUUGAACAUAAAUCUGCUGAGCGUUUUUAUUGGUAUAAAAUGGCUGAAAAGUUUGGGGAUGAGGAAUGUAAGAAGAAAUUGAUGCAAGCACCAAAUGUUCAGACUGCUGAAGAAGCUGUUAAGAAUAUUCAAAAGUUUGACAGCAAAGUUUGGGAUGAGGUUAAACAUGACAUUUGGGAAGAAGGACAGCGUUUAAAACUUGACCAAGUUCGUUGGAUAUGUAAUCUUCUUGUGCUUACAAAGACGACUUAUUUGGCUGUAGCUUCGGAGGAUAAGUUUUUCGGCACUGGUUGGCGUAAAAACCGUGAUGAGUCUAACAAGCCAGUUUUUUGGGAUGGCGAGAAUGAAGGAGGAAAAAUUUUGAUGAAUUUGCGUCAUGAGUUGAAGAAGACACAUCAAUUUAAUGGACCACAGGAGGAAGAGGAAACAAAUACAAAACUUCGUGAAAUGAUGCGUUAUGUUUGGCGUCGUAUAGAUCCAACAAAGCGUAAUAUGGCUUUAGGCGGACGUGGUUUAUCUUCUGGUGGACUUCGUGGUGUUGGACGUAUUGGUGGGGGAGGAGGAGGAAAUCGUUCUGGAGGUAAAGGUCAACGUCAAUAG